Messenger RNA from Adineta steineri, 1548 nucleotides. Lineage: Eukaryota; Metazoa; Rotifera; Eurotatoria; Adinetida; Adinetidae. The record is from the annotation of a GenBank genome assembly.
AUGAUUUGGAUAUGUGAUGAAUGCAAAAAAGAUAAGCACAAAAAAUGUCGAGAUAGAAUCAUUUGUGAUUGUUCAUGCAAUAUUAAUGGUACUGCUGAUAAGAUUCAGAAAGCUGCAGCUAUCGUAGGAGGAGCAGGAUUAGCUGUUGGUGGUUUAGCAUUAACUAUAUGUACUGGUGGUAUAGGUGCAGUCCUUAUUGGUGGUGCAAUGUUAGGUGCUGGUGUUAGUUCCACUUUCCAUGGAGCUGAAAAAGCAAUUAAAAAACAAAGAAUAGACGGUACAAUGUUCGUUGCUGAUGUUGCUUUUGGUGCUGUGACAGGAGUAGCAACUGGUGGAAUGGGUGCAAUAGGUGAAACUGUUGCCACAAAUGUAGUUAAACAAGGUGUUAAAGAAGUUGCAAAAGUCGGAGCAAAAAAACUUGCUGUACGAGCUGCUACUGGUGUUGUAACUGGAGUCGCAACAAAAGCAAUAGAUGAAGUUAAACAAUGUUCGACAACAGAUAAAAAAUGGUCAGAUUAUGGAAAAAGUUUUGAUAAAAAUGGUAAUAAAAAUGGAACAGCAGCUGCAUGGGUUACAGGUGCUCUUGUUGGUGGAUUAGGUGGUGCAAGUACUCAUAUUAGCUCUAAUUUAACGAAAGAAGUUUCAAAUGGUGUUGCAAAAAGUGUUGCACGUAUUGCUGUAAGUGGAACAACUGCAGCAUUAAGUGAUGCAACCGUUCAAGGUGCAACUAUAAUUACUGGAAAUCAAGAUCAUUAUGAUGUUAAACGAACUAUUAAAAGUGCUACGGCAAGUACAAUAAUGGCAACAGCUCAAGAAGGAACAAAAAAUGCUAUAUAUAAUAUUAAUGGUGGGAAAAACAAUAUGUUAAUCCACAAACCAAACAAAGAAGCUAUGGAAAAUAUUCCUGAACAAGGUAGACAAGAGGCAAUAAAGGAAUCAGACAAAUUAAACAAAUUACCUCAAAAUUUAUUAAAUGAUGGAAGAACAACUGCUAAAAUACGUACUGAUUUAAACGACGUUCACGAAACUCAAAAGACAAUAAUACAAAAUUAUGAUGUACAGAUUGAAGAAGUUCGUAUUCUAAAACAAGAUGCACAGAAAGUAGGAAAUAUUAAUCAGAUUAAAGAGUAUUCAAGUAAAUAUCAGCAAUUAAAAUCUGAUCGAAAAAUUGCUGGUCAAGAUCUUACUCGUAUUGAACAGAAAAUUGGACAAAAUCCUCCUUAUUAUAUGGAUGAUCAAAGUCAUGCACAUUUUCUUGACAAGAAAAAAUUUGGUCAAGUAUCCGUUGAUAUUAACAAACCUAAUCCUACAGAGAGAGGUCAAAAUAGAGUAAUAUUCGAUCGUGGUGUUGAUAGCAAAGGGCAAGACGUAUUCCUAUAUUCUGAUCAUACAUUUGCACAUGAUUAUGAAACUACACGUGGCUUUGGUAAAGGAGAUUGUUAUAAAAAUUAUACUACGCAUACCAACAUCAUAAAAGCAACAAAUGAAGUGACAAAUAUUUUUAUGUGUAAUGAUGCAUCAAAAAUCAAAGAAGAACAAGAAUUUUAA